ACCAAAGCACGGUAGGAAACGGAGUUGUGGUGCGCCAGCUGGAUUGGUGGCGGAGGAGGGGCAAAAUGCUCCUAAUAUGUUAGCGCAUCCACCCUCUGGGCUCCAGCGCGAGCUCCUCCUUGUUCCCUACUUAGACAGUGUGUAGCUUAUUCAGAGUACGUGCACGACACGGCGACCCCCGCGGCCAACUGCCAGAGCGCGCGCUGGGCUCUGCCAAUCAGCUUCUUCCUCCGUUCCUUGGCAGGUGGCGCGCGUCUGUUUCAGACUCUGGUCCAAGAGCAACAUUUGCAUUCCUGGCCAAAGUCCGCGGAGGGUCCUAGUGAGCUCAGCUCGGUCUCAUCUUCCAUCCGUUCUGUCGGAAAAGUGGUUCUUAUUGUGACGCCCGGAUACUUUGCUGGCUGGCUUUUAGAACUGAAACCUGAGGCAUCAUGCAGGGCUCCAAGAAACUAGUGAACACAAUUCUGAGUUGUGCAGAUGAUUCAUUGGCUGGAAUAGUCGCAUGCAAUCCUAAUCUUCAACUUCUAAAUGGGCAUAGAGUGGCACUACGUUCUGACUUAGAGAACAUAGAGGGGAAAGUUGCACUUAUUUCUGGCGGUGGAUCAGGACAUGAGCCUGCACAUGCAGGAUACAUUGGAAAAGGAAUGCUCACUGCAGUGGUCGCUGGUCCAGUAUUCACUUCCCCUGCAGUGGGUAGCAUUUUAGCAGCAAUUCGGACUGUGAAACAAGCUGGAGCAGUUGGGACAUUGCUAAUAGUGAAGAACUAUACAGGAGACCGUUUAAAUUUUGGGCUGGCAUUGGAACAGGCACAGGAAGAAGAGAUCGCUGUGCAGAUGGUGAUAAUUGGUGAUGACACUGCCUUUGCCACCAAGAAGAAGACUGGCAGGAGAGGCCUAUGUGGCACAGUGCUUGUACAUAAGAUGGCUGGAGCGUUAGCUGAGGCAGGUGUUGGUCUGAAUGAAAUUGCUCGUAGAAUUACUACUAUUGUAGGAGCAAUGGGCACUCUUGGGAUAAGUCUGUCCCCUUGCAGUGUCCCGGGAUCCAGACCAACCUUCCAACUUGCAGAUGAUGAACUUGAGCUGGGUUUAGGAAUCCAUGGGGAAGCAGGUGUGCGCAGAGUGAAGAUGACAACAGCACAUCAGAUAGUCAACAUAAUGUUGGAUCACAUGACCAACCCUUCCAAUGCCUCUCAUGUGCAGCUCAGGCCUAAUUCUUCUGUGGUCUUGGUAGUGAACAACCUGGGUGGAUUAUCCUAUCUUGAGUUGAAUAUAGUAGCUAGAUCUGCUAUUUGCUCUCUUGAGAGAAGAGGUUUUCAUAUCGCCCGGUGUUACGUUGGUUCCUUUAUGACUGCAUUGGAAAUGGCAGGUGUCUCCCUUACCCUUCUCCAAGUGGAUGAAGAACUCUUGUUCCUCCUUGAUUCAGAUACUACAGCUGCUGCCUGGUCAAAACCUGUCAGGAUGUCUGUGACAAGAGAGAAAAGAGAGAGGCCAGCACCCAAAGUGUGUCCUAAAGAAGAAGGGCCUGAGCCAACAAAAGUGCCAUCUUCUCCUCACAUGAGAUUGAUUCUGGAGUGUGUGUGCUCUAAAAUGCUUAGCCUACAGGAGCAACUCAAUGAACUUGACCGUGCUGCAGGUGAUGGAGAUUGUGGAAACACACAUGCACAGGCUGCCAUUGCAAUCCAGAAUUGGCUAGAUGCUAAACCGCUGCCUCAGCGACCUUCCCAACUGUUCUCUUCACUAGCCAAGUUGCUCCUGGAAACGAUGGGAGGCUCUUCAGGAGCGCUUUAUGGAUUAUUUCUGACAGCAGCUGCUCAGCCUCUACGGACUGAUGAUGACUUAGCAGCCUGGUCCUUAGCUAUGGAUGCUGGAAUCAGUGCUAUGAUGCGAUAUGGAGGAGCUGUACCAGGAGACAGAACCAUGCUGGAUUCACUCUGGGCUGCUGCAAAAGAACUCAAAGCUUUGAAGACCCCAAAGGCUGAUCUGAUGGAGGUUCUGUCCAAGGCUGUAAAUAAGGCAGAGGCUGCUGCUGAAUCUACAAGGAAUAUGGAAGCUUCCGCAGGCAGAGCAAGUUAUAUCAGUUCAUCUCACCUAGAACAGCCUGAUCCUGGUGCUGUAGCAACUGCGGCCAUUCUCCGGGCAGUGUUGGAAGGGUUACAGGCUAAACCAUAGUAACUUCAUGAUAUUCUUCCUUAAUAGAAAUCAUAUUUUAAUACUAGCUUAAAUGUCCCAUCACUAUUCUAUCCCUGCUGUGCAGGCCUUACUAAACCCUGGUACUUUUGGCAUGACAAGGUUUAUUUUAACUUACAAAGCUUUCUUGCACAUCAUUUGGUGGUGUUCUUGAAAUGUCAUGCUUGAGAACCGAGUUAUGUUUGUCUGGGGUCUAUGUUUUUUUCAUGCUUUUUGGAUUUUGGUGAUUGCAGGAUCCUCUUUUCAAGUUGUUCAAGUUGUUUUUAUGUACUGCAUUUCUUCGCUGUAUACAAGAGGUGUUUUAAGUUUUGCUGAAGUUAUGUAAUGGUACAUUCAAACAAUAUUGUAGCAAUAUAGCUUGAACAACUAAGUAAAAUGUAUGCAAAGAUCUUCUAACUGUAGAUACCAGGUAUAUAAAUAUGCCAGAAACUUUAUAAAAUACUUCAUAAACCACGAUUAAUAGUCUGGAUUUUUUUAAAAAAAAACAACUGGAGCUGUUGCAAUUAAUACAUUUGUUCCUUCUCUGUUGAUUUCGCAUAGAGAUCUCACUUGCCACUGAAUGAAACAAGAUUCUUGACUAGUUAAUCGCAUUCCCUGACCCAGGAGCACAGAAAGCCCAUAAUUUCAUAAGUGCAAUCAUCACAUUUGUUAAAACUACUUCAUAUUUCUUUGUAUGCAAUAUAGCUUUUAUAAAUAUGGAAUACAUCAAUCUAACUUAGCUUUAUAUAUGUAGAUGCUGAGAAGAAUAUUGCUAUAUAAUCAUAAUUGAAAUAAUCUGCCUUUUAGCCUUGGCAGUAACUCACCAUUCUCAUAGUUACAGUAUCCUCUUUGGGUACAAGGGAUCAUAAAUCUAGAUCAGGAUUUUUGAACUGCCUACCCUCUGGGCAAUAUGCUUUAGCUGUUAAUACAACCAAUUAAAAUGUACCCCGCUAGAAAUGUUUAGCUAGUACCUAGAUAACAUGAAAGGAAGCUUGGCAACCAGACCUCUCUUUCAGGAACGUCAUAAAUGGGAUUAUUUACAGGUGAGUUUUUCAAGAUUGUCUCUUUUGCUUCGGAUGAUAGUAAAGAUUCAUCUUUAUAGAAUUUAGCAUCCUUAAAGCUGGGACUUAAGCACUUU
Thamnophis elegans (Western terrestrial garter snake) is the source of this 3300-nucleotide messenger RNA. It is a transcript of the gene TKFC, whose product is annotated as triokinase and FMN cyclase. The transcript has 17 exons. Gene Ontology annotation, molecular function: ATP binding; glycerone kinase activity. Gene Ontology annotation, biological process: glycerol catabolic process. The coding region runs from base 429 to 2165 and encodes 578 amino acids. Lineage: Eukaryota; Metazoa; Chordata; Lepidosauria; Squamata; Natricidae. The record is from RefSeq and is a predicted model, not a curated record. Gene Ontology annotation, cellular component: cytosol.